AUGCAGUUCACUCAGGCUUCCGCCCUCGUGGCCCUCCUAUCCGCCACCGCCUUCGGCAUUGCCCUCCCUCAGAACCCAGCCAACGGCAACCAUGCAGGCACCGACAACGGCAACAACCACUGCGGAGAUACAACCAUACCUCAGCCGAUCAUCGGCCAAGGCCCGCCUGUCGACAGGAACGACUGCCAAGAACUCAAGAACGCGUUCGCCAAUGCUCACACCGACUACUACGUCACUGGACCCGGCCAGUUGAUCCUUGCUCACGGGACCUGCAAAUUUUAUGCCACGGUCGAUAGGGGUCAAACGGCCAUCCUUGGAGGUGACGAUGCCAGUGAUCUCAUUGGGACCGCCUUCAGUUACUGGGUCGAUGGUCAAUCCGGCUCUAAGGGAACCUAUAUCACCGGCCAGAACGCUGAAGCUCCUUGCGACAACGCCAACGGCCAGACCCAGGUCACCGUCACCUGGCAAGUGAGCUCUUAGGUCGCUCUCGACCAAGCAACCGCAGUCAUUGGGAGGGGGGGAGGUGGUCGUGCAUCGGCAUGAUCCAUGGAAUGAGGCAUCUGGCGGAGGAUGAGAUUGGGAUGCAGUGGAGGAAUGG
Molecule: messenger RNA, 598 nt
Organism: Zymoseptoria tritici IPO323
Lineage: Eukaryota; Fungi; Ascomycota; Dothideomycetes; Mycosphaerellales; Mycosphaerellaceae
Exons: 1
Coding region: 1-480 (159 amino acids)
Source: RefSeq, a predicted model, not a curated record